Drosophila ficusphila is the source of this 2050-nucleotide messenger RNA. RefSeq names its product nucleotide exchange factor Sil1 (gene Sil1). The record is from RefSeq and is a predicted model, not a curated record. Bases 116 to 1396 code for a protein of 426 amino acids. Lineage: Eukaryota; Metazoa; Arthropoda; Insecta; Diptera; Drosophilidae. The transcript has 2 exons.
UUGCCAACCACAUCCACAUCAGUCUCAAAGUUGAAUUUAAAAACUCACGAAAUUAUUCGAUUCCUGGUUGAAAUAAGAAACUACCUAAGUCUGGAGCCAAGUCAGGUGAAGCAACAUGCAUGCGAAGCAGGUACUAGUCUGUUUGGCCAGUGUCCUGGUCCUGGGAAGCCUGCAAGUAAUAGCGGCAUCGGAAACUGAAAACAAAACAGGUGAAUUCGUGGCCACCAAGGAAUGGCAGGUGAUUGCGGAAGGACAAGCUAUUCCAAAAGGUCUUCAUGUGCGCAUUAAUCUGCAAACCGGACUGAAGGAGGCCAAACUUCUGGACGAGAAUGAACGUGGCACGGCGCUACAAAGUCAACCGGAAGAUCAAAAGGAUCAGGAUGAAAAUGAACCCCUGGCCUUAGACUUUAAACCAGAUAUAAUUGAGGAGUCUAUUCGACGAGUGAAGGAAAAAAAGAAGAGCUACGCGGAAUUGCGAAAGGCCUACAAGGAAUUCCAGAAGAACUUUCGCACAGACGGAGAACUGAUCAUCCAGUUGAUUGAUCAGUACCGGAAUUUCAGCAAAACACCGCUGGAAUCAGAGAUGCGCUCUAAGCUUGAUUGUUUAGAGAACUUGGAGUAUCUGCUGCAUCAGAUAGACAAUGCCCUGAUGUUUAUUGAUAAUGGAGGAUUGGAUGACGUGCUAUUGCCCAUUGUGGUGAACGAUACCAAUAUCUCCUUGAGGGUUUCUGCCAUGCGCGUUUUGGGCUCGUUGGCGAGCAACAAUCCCAAGGCUCAGAUCAAGGUGUUCGAAAAGAACUUUGGAUCGCAUUUGGCUCAGAUUCUGACAAGCUCUGGAAAUGCUGGUGAGAUCUCCGCCGCGUUGCACGCUUUCGGGGCGCUUCUUCGGAAGUUUCCGCUUGCUCAGCAGCGAGUGCUCUCUACGUCUGGUACCCAGGCUCUGAUCAAGGUGUUGCGUAGUCCAGAAGUGGAGCUGCGGAGCAAAGCCAAGGCUGUAACCCUCAUAAGUGACCUAGUCCUGGAAAAACGAUCUGUACUGGAGGCAAGUAAGGAUGCGCCUGAAGCCGCCUCCACGAUGGCUCAAUAUGUGCUUCUGGAGUUCGAGCCCUGGCUGCAAUCACAGGGCUACUGCCCAGCAUUGGACAGUGUCCUUGCCAAGGACUUCUUGCAUCUCUUAGAGCAACCAGAGGUGGUGGAACAGUUUGCCACUGCCUUGGAUACCACCCAGGAUCUCUGCAUUGCAUCCUGGUCGCAAAGCUCGAGUCUCAGGCAUGCCCUGUUAACCAUUCGUAAUCGAUAUGCCAACAGCAAGGAUGAAUACCGAUUGGAGGUGUCCCAAGUCCUGUCCAAACUGUGCGAGAGAUUGUUUAACAAGCCCAAACACACCGAACUGUAAUCCUAGCUAAUAUUAUUUAAAAAAGUCUUAAUUUAAGCUGAGUGUGAAUGUAAUUCAUGGCCAAACAAUAGAUCAGAAAUAUUCAGGUUAAGUCAAUAUAUUAUAAUAACUAAGUUGCCAAGUACUUGUGAUGCGAAAAUAAUGCUCCCCCUGGGGAAAGUGUAUACUUUGUCAUUAGUUUAAGUACGCACUUUACCUUUCUGCUGCAAGUUAGAGGAUUCUAUAAGAACACUUAAUUUAUUUGUUUUUGAGACUGGAGAAUAAUUAAGCCAACACUAAACUAGGAUUUUCGGCAAUAAAACCUUAACAAACAAAAACCUUAAAUUAUUUAGCUUUAUUUUAAACAAAUUCUGAUAGAUAAUUUUAAUAUAACUGUCGUUUUAUUUGUAAAUAAUUUUCAAAGCUUGUUAAUACUUUUCCUUAACUACUUUUUUUCACAGGCAAGAGCACCACCUUAGAUUGCCAGAAAAUCGUUGGAGAUUUGCUAAAUCAAAAAGAAGAACUAUUUAUUAUUUUUAAGGCAUAAAACCAUUUACACUUUUAAAGUUAAAUAAUUUUUUCGGACAUUCCUUGUAUAGUCCCAUUUUGACACAACUAUUUACAUGACUUGUUAAUUUUUAAAAAUAAAACUACGACUGCUAUCAGAAAAAGAAA